UAUUAAUCACUUGUCUACACUUAUGCACAGCAGCCAAAAGUUUUAUAAAAUCUACAACGACCACCACUACAACAACAACCGAAAUUUCUACAGAUGCUGAAAAUGAUGAGCAAACAACAGUUGCACCAUCAAGUUCGACGAAGCCGCCACUUACAGGUAUUCCACAAAUUGAUUAUAUCUGGGAUCCAAAUCUUCCACGUGAGUUAAAUGGUUAUAAUCUGACUGAUUAUCCAUUCCUGGUGACAACUCCUCCCAGUGAACAGAUCUCAUUUAAAUGUAAUGGCCUUCACGACGGAUUUUAUGCUAGCGUCGCAUAUAAAUGUCAGCUAUACCACCACUGCCUGUAUGGAACGCGUUACGACUUUCUAUGUGCAAAUUUCACAGCAUUUGACCAAAAAACAUUCAUAUGUCAUUUUGCUUCAGAAGUAGACUGUGCUAAUUCACACAAAUAUUGGGGCAGAAAUGAUGCGUUGUAUAAGGCAACAACCACAACAUCUACAACGACGACAACUACUCCGGCUCUGCAACGCAACCUGCUCCAAGACCAAAUAGUCGAAGGCGAAGACCGCUAA
Molecule: messenger RNA, 572 nt
Organism: Ctenocephalides felis (cat flea)
Lineage: Eukaryota; Metazoa; Arthropoda; Insecta; Siphonaptera; Pulicidae
Exons: 4
Cellular component (GO): extracellular region
Molecular function (GO): chitin binding
Source: RefSeq, a predicted model, not a curated record